AUGAAUCUAAUUAUGUAUGUCGACAAAAAGGAUGAAAAUCAAAUACUCAUAGAUAGAGCUCUAUAUAUAAACAACAGAGUGUAUAUGAGGCUAAGACCAGUAAUUGAAAAAGGUAUCAUUGAUCCCAGAUACUACAGGAUUAAAAUUAAUUUAGACUACAGAUUAUCGACAGAACUGGCGAUCAUAGACCUAGAAAAAAAAAUGAAGGAUAUGGGAAGUGGAAAUUGAGACGGAUUUUGGAAUAGACAAUGGAGCCAUUGUAGCUUAUGUGUGGUUUGAUUCAAUUAA
Blepharisma stoltei is the source of this 288-nucleotide messenger RNA. The record is from the annotation of a GenBank genome assembly. NCBI's taxonomy places the organism in Eukaryota, Ciliophora, Heterotrichea, Heterotrichida, Blepharismidae.